AUGACUGAUGAAGACAAGCUACAGGUAGAUCACAUACACAAGGUAGACGUUCACAAACCAGAGGAAAAGACACCCCUAGUGGGUGAUACUGAUACUCAGAUCGUCAGUAAGGAAGCUGAAAAGGAUUUAGACCUUGAGCAACCAGUUCCACUAGACACAUCCACCUACCUAAAGUACAUCAGUCUGGUUCUGCUGACCGUACAAAAUGCUUUGCUCAUCCUUGUCAUGCGCUACGUGCGUACACGUGAGGGGGACAUGUUCCUGUCAACAUCUGCUGUCAUCAUGGCGGAGGUCUUUAAGUUCACUACAUCACUCGUUGUCAUACUCAUUGAGACUGGGGGUAUACAAGCAUGGCUGAAGUUGCUUUAUGAAGAUAUUAUCUUAGAGCCAAUAGAUUGUCUCAAAGUGUCAAUACCAUCUAUCAUCUUUGUUCUACAAAACAAUUUGGUCUAUGUUGCCAUCUCUAAUUUAGAUGCAGCCACGUUUCAGGUGUCUUAUCAACUGAAAAUUCUGACCACCGCCAUUUUCUCAGUUCUAAUGUUAAAAAAAGUGCUGAGCAAAUUACAGUGGGCUUCACUGGUCAUUCUCUUUGUGGGCGUGGCCAUUGUCCAGAUGCAGCCGGAGAACAGCAAGAAAACAGCAACAGCCACAGAACAAAGUCAAAUCAAAGGACUCAUCGCUGUCGUUGUCUCGUCUUUCAUGUCCGGGUUCGCUAGCGUUUACUUCGAAAAAAUUCUCAAAGGAUCUCGGCAAUCUGUUUGGAUACGUAAUGUUCAACUGGGAGUAUUAGGGUCUAUUAUGGGAGUCAUUACCAUGUUUGUUAAUGACGGCGAAAAAUUGCUACAGAAUGGAUUUUUUCAUGGCUACGAUUCUGUAGUCUGGUUUGUUAUAUGUUUGAAUUCCUUAGGAGGACUUUUGAUAGCUGUUGUAGUUAAGUACGCUGAUAACAUUCUCAAAGGUUUCGCGACAUCCGGAGCCAUUAUAUGCUCGUGCGUGGCGUCAAUUUAUUUCUUUCACUUCCAGCUUUCUAUCGAGUUUACUUUUGGCGCUGGCCAUGUUAUAUUAGCGUGUUAUAUUUAUAGUAAGUUUGUACCUGAAACCUUACCUGUGCUGCCCACAACUAGCACAACUGCCGGAAGCUAGACGGAUGCCGGACAAGGAAUCUCUAAGUGCCGUG
Physella acuta is the source of this 1177-nucleotide messenger RNA. RefSeq names its product UDP-N-acetylglucosamine transporter-like. Lineage: Eukaryota; Metazoa; Mollusca; Gastropoda; Physidae. Gene Ontology annotation, molecular function: pyrimidine nucleotide-sugar transmembrane transporter activity. Gene Ontology annotation, biological process: pyrimidine nucleotide-sugar transmembrane transport. Gene Ontology annotation, cellular component: Golgi membrane. The record is from RefSeq and is a predicted model, not a curated record.